Messenger RNA from Encephalitozoon romaleae SJ-2008, 3960 nucleotides. Its product is annotated as GCN1-like translational activator. The transcript has a single exon. The record is from RefSeq and is a predicted model, not a curated record. Lineage: Eukaryota; Fungi; Microsporidia; Unikaryonidae. Bases 1 to 3960 code for a protein of 1319 amino acids.
AUGGCAUCAAGGACAGAAAAGAAGGUUCAUGCCAGCUGCACUAUAAAUCUUGAAGAUGCAUUGCCUCUCCUUGGGUCGGUGGAUGAAGAUGAAAGAAUUACUCUUGAAAGUAACAUUAUUAAGGGCCUAGAAGCUUCAUUUAACAGGUCAGUAGACCAACUGAUUCCUCGUCUGAAAGUAUGCAAGGCUCAUAAGCUUGGCCGUUUCCACAAGGAGGUUAUUAGAACGUUUAUGAAAAAUAACGAGCUGGUGAAUGAAUAUGUAGCAUCUUUUUUUACUUGGAUAGUGGAUUUUUUUCCAAUAAGCUUUGUUGAGAUACUCUUUGAAAAAGAAGAUUCUGUUUGUAAGUAUUACAAAAAGGUUCUUAUGAAACUCUACGGAAGCUCCAGAGUUACAGAAUACAGACUAUCUGUGGAAAAGCAUGAUCCAGACACUUUGAAGUAUAUAACUAAGGCCAAGAUAGUAGAGUUGGUCAAGUACCCCGGUGUGGUUGUGUACUUAACCAGAAAUCUAAUGCAUAUCCACGAGGAAGAACGAUUGUUUUUGAUCAAAAAAUACCUGAAGCGUGGAGACCUUGAAUACUACUUGAAUACACUUGCUGAUAACACCCAGGACUCUGUAAAAUAUGAGAAUGAUCUUUAUGAAUACCUUAAUAAUGGAGUGAUUGAGGAAACAUCCACAAAAUACUCAGUGUUUAUGAGUGUUUACAACUUUAUCAAAAAGAAUGAUCAUGGAAUAGUUGAGGAUUAUGCAUCUGCACAAAGAGUAUUCAGUGACUAUGAUGUGGAAAGGUUUCUCAAAAGCGACAUAGGUGUUAUCUUUCUUAACCAAACCAUAAAGUAUGUGGCAAUGUAUUCCAGAAAUGUGCAAAGAUGCAAGGAGAUUGCUUAUGAAGCCCUACAAUUGAAUAUCCCAAGGAAUGUAGGCAAGAUCUUAUGGGAUACGCUGAGCACUGACAGAAACACAUUUAUAGAAUGUAUAGACAAAUUCAAUGUCUUGGAAGAUGAGGAUUUGGGAAGGAUUCUUCUCUAUGGAAAAGGUAUUUAUAAGGGGAAUGGACCAUCUAUACGCAGAGCAAUAAACUAUGAAGGCGGAAUUUACAGAAAGGAGGCAAUAGAUUAUGUCGCUGGCUCCUUUUCAGCAAGUGAGAUAAUGGAUGUACUGGUUAAUCAGGACAAUGACGAGAGAGACUUUCUGUCAGAAUGUAUCUACAGGAAGGCCUUAGCAGGAGAAUUUGACUUCAGGGUAUUUGAAAUUGAAGAUUCCACGUGGCUAGAAAAGACCUAUGAUCAAAUAUUCAGGACCUUGAAUAUUAGCAUUUAUGAUACAUUACUUGAGAAAAGGCCUGAACUAGCUUUUGAUUAUUGCUUUAGGCAUAAAGACCUUCGUAGAAAAUACUUUGAAAAGAUAGACAAAAAGAACUGUACAAUCGAGGAAGGUAUAUGCAUCCAUAAGAUCUUAAAGCAUGAGCUUGAACUUAUGGGAGACUCUGGGAAUGCAAGUUCAUAUGCAGAAGCAGUUUAUGGCUGUAAUGAAGAUGGAAACGAGAUAUAUAUGAUUAGUGUGGCCGUGGAUCCUGUUAUUACACUAGGUGUUGUAGAGCUCGCCUAUCUUCUUACGCUGAUACGUCCAGAAGAUGCAAAGUAUUACAUAUGUGAAUAUUUUGAUGAAAUAUGCAGUAGAGGUAGUAGCAAUCCAAGUGAAGAGGGCGCCUCAGGUAAUAUGGAUUACACUGAAGUCCUUGGCCUUAACGACCUUAGUUUAAUAUGUUUGAUUCCAUUGUAUCAGAUGAUCGACACAAUACUUUCUGUCCAUCUAAAAAACAAAUAUCUGGUUUAUACCAUUAUGGACUCGUUACUUGAGGCCAUAACCAAGAGUACCCAAGGCCUUCGACUUACUAUACUAAGAAACAUGGACUCUAGCUCUGUUACUCCCAACCACAUUGUUAGAUUCAUCAAUGCUCUUAUUCCUCUUCUUCAUAAUUCCAACAUCCAGAUCUGUAAUGAGAGUAAGAGACUACUCAUGGAAAUACCCAUUACAACUCCGGAGCUAUCGUGUCUCAGGUCUCAGAUGGUUCAGUCGAUAGUAGAUAAAAUGUAUGCAAAGUCGUUCUUUGAAGCAAUCAGAAGACAACAAUUUAAUCAUUAUCUCUGUUUCAAUGCUUUGAAUAUGUUAGUCCAGACUCUUACCAUGCAUAUGAGAGAACUUAAAGAGGAUGUUUUUCCUAUACUCAAUAGCUUACAAUUCGUUGCCUAUCCUCAGGACCUGAAGUUGGUUUUUCCUGUUAUAUUUGAAAGCCUAUCCUCAUUUGUAAUCGAAAAUGCAUUUUAUCUUGAUGAGUGCUGCAGAGUUGCCAUACCCAUGAUGAAGUUUGGAGAGGACAUUUCCUUUGAUAAGCUACUUGGUAGCAUGGGGCGCUCUCUUCGGGUCAACAAGUUUUUAGUUAAAUGCCUUAAAGCCUGCGAUGACAAGGUUAGCGAGAAGAUUAUUAACAAGAUAAUAAGAAAGGGAACAUCUCACACAGGCACUUCUGAAGGUGAAGAUGGAAAAGAAUCUCUUUACAUAGAACCCUUUUUCCUGGCCUAUGCACCAGAACUACACGUUUUUAAGAAGUACAUCCCAGUAUUUAAGCCUCUUCUUAAGGGGCUAUUUCUCAGCUCCGACACAACAAAACAAGAAAUAGCAUCUAAAGCUUUUGAAUCAAUGGAAGUAGUGGAAUUUCUUAUGCUUUGCUGUAUUGUUGGACAAUGGAAAACUAGGUUUCUUUGCCUUGAGCUAUUUAGCAAAAAGGGUGUUGAGGACAGUAGGGUAAUGGCCAUGCUUUUCAUCCUGAGAAAUGAUGCCCACUCAGCAAUCAGGAAAAGAGCAUUGGAAAUAUGGAAGUCUAAUGUUGUGAACACCAACUCGGCCCUAAAGGGUAUCUAUAGAACUGUCCUUGGGUUCUUAAGAUACAGAGAAAGUAACGGCUCUUUUUAUGAUGCUAUUAUGAGCUCUUUGAAUGAUCUAGUUGGGAAGUAUGAUAAGUAUAUUGAAAAGUACUUAAAAGAUACUAUGAAUAAGAUGUAUUCUGGAAAUGAUGAUACUAGUCCUUUGGGGAUAGAGGAAAACUCGCAAGAACUAAAGAAAGUCCCAGAAAAGAAGGUGGUUGAGAUAAUACUAAUAGAAUGUGCCAAGUCGGGUAAGUAUUUGGAUAUGGCAUUAGAGUUCGGUAUCAAGAAUUCUUCAAUUGAUCUUUUUCGUCAACUUCUUCAGAGCCCGUCAUAUCGAGAAAAAAUCAUUGAAGUGAUAGGAAAUAGAAUAGAUGAUCUUGCAGUGGGUGACAUGUUUGUUGGAAAUAACCAAUUGGGAAUUGAUCUGUUUAGGAUGACUGGGAAAACCUCUUUAUUCAAGUUCUUGAAAAGCUCAGACAAGAUGAGUCUUCUUGAAUCCAUGCUUUUCAAUGAGGAGCCAAAUCCCAUUCACAUUAAGGAACUCUUGAAGCAGAUGAAGCCAUCGAAGAAGUUAGAGCAACACCUCCUAGUAUCCGAUCCCGUGUAUACAUCGAUUUUUUAUGGCUCUGGAGAAAAAACGGAUGACCAAGGCCAUCAAAAAGAGCUGUUUAUCAGGGCAUUCAACACCUUGGACUAUCCUGAGUUGAAACCUUUAAUCAUUCCUGAUUAUUCGAGCCUUCUUCUGGAUGUCUCAUAUAAGAAUGUUAAAGAACCUCAAGCUCUAGUCAAUAUUCUCUGCUCUUCUAGCUCUUUGAGGGCUUUAGAAAGGUUGAAUGACGUUGCCUCCAAUAUGGAACUUGGGGAAUCUCUAUUUAUUCUCAGCGGGCAUCUUGUCCAAAAUUACCUUUUUUAUGAGAAGAGAGAGGCCGUUCUUCCAUCACUUGAGCUGAUAUACAAAAGAUAUCAUGGGAGGUUGAAGGCUUUCAGGCUGAUUAUUGAACGCCUUCUUGAUGGUAUUAAGCAUAUUUGA